Artibeus jamaicensis (Jamaican fruit-eating bat) is the source of this 2990-nucleotide messenger RNA. It is a transcript of the gene MEOX1, whose product is annotated as mesenchyme homeobox 1. Gene Ontology annotation, molecular function: RNA polymerase II cis-regulatory region sequence-specific DNA binding; DNA-binding transcription factor activity, RNA polymerase II-specific. Gene Ontology annotation, biological process: positive regulation of transcription by RNA polymerase II. Gene Ontology annotation, cellular component: nucleus. NCBI's taxonomy places the organism in Eukaryota, Metazoa, Chordata, Mammalia, Chiroptera, Phyllostomidae. Bases 422 to 1186 code for a protein of 254 amino acids. The transcript has 3 exons. The record is from RefSeq and is a predicted model, not a curated record.
UUAAAAGUGUGUCUCCGCAGCCCCGGUCCAGCCCUCGGCCGGCGUUUGCUGCGGGCUCCAGGACGGGCACUCCAGCAGCCGGUGCGUCUGGGCUGGGACAGCGAACAUGUUCAGUGUCAUCGGCGACAUAUACACACACGAGGGACCCCAGUAGGCAGGCUGACGUGUCGGGGAGCAGGAAGCCAGAAGUGAAGUGAAGUCGGACAUAAGUGUGCGCACACACAUACGUGUAGCCGGCUGCACGUGUGUGAACUUGAAAAAGAGACUUUAGUUUUGGUUUUUGUUUUGGUUCCUGGGGUGAACUUUCUAUUGAACAUUUUUCCCUCUUAUUUAAUUUUUUUUUUUUGCAUUUUAAAAGAAUUGAAUAUAAACAGUGUGUGAAUCAAACUUUUGAAAGACUGAGGUGUGCAGCGGACGGCAGAUGGAUCCCGUGGCCAGCAGCUGCAUGAGGAGCCCCCACCCCCCAGCCCCGGUCUGGGGCUGCCUCCGAAAUCCCCACUCGGAAGGCAGUGGGGCCUCGGGGCUGCCCCACUACCCGCCAACCCCAUUCUCCUUCCACCAGAAACCAGACUUCCCGGUGGCAGCGGCAGCAGCGUACCCCGACUUCUCGGCCUCCUGCCUGGCGGCCACCCCACACAGCCUGCCCCAGGAGGAGCGGGUCUUCACUGAGCAGCACCCCGCCUUUCCACAGCCCCCCGACUGGCACUUCCCUGUCUCGGAGGCCCGGCGCAGACUCGACCCGGGCCCAACCGGGGGCUCCAGGGAGAUGGGGGCCAGCAGCCCAGGCCUGGUGGACACCACGAGAGGCCCAGGAGAGGACUACGAGGUCCCUGGGAGCACUGCCAACGAGACGGAGAAGAAGUCGACCAGACGGAAAAAGGAGAGUUCAGACAACCCGGAGAACCGAAGGAAACCGGAGGGAGCCAGCAAGGCCCGCAAGGAGAGGACAGCGUUCACCAAGGAGCAGCUGCGGGAGCUGGAGGCGGAGUUUGCUCACCAUAACUACCUGACCCGGCUGCGGAGAUACGAGAUCGCCGUGAACCUGGAUCUCUCCGAGAGGCAGGUCAAAGUGUGGUUCCAGAACCGCAGGAUGAAGUGGAAGCGUGUGAAGGGCGGUCAGCCCAUCUCCCCUCAUGGGCAGGACCCCGAGGAGGGGGACUCUGCAGCCUCUCCAGGUUCCGAGUGAGAUUCUCCGUCGAGAAUAAAAGACUGAGGACUGGGCCCCCCACCCAACGCCCCCGACCCCAUCCCACCACCCUCCCCCACCUACCCCGGGGCAGCCUCGCCACAUCCUGCAGUGACUUUAGGAUAUGAAGCUGACCAGCGUUCCUGGGAGCCUUGAAGUUUUCCAGAAAGUUCUAUCCAGCGUGGCUCUGUCUUAGCAGUGCUCUCCCCAGGGCCUUUGCAUCUCACAAUUCUGUGGAAUCUCCCAGCGGCCAGACCGGACCUGAGUGAAUCCGGGGGACAACACUGCUCCUCAGGGUCUCUCGGCAGCUGCCCCCACCUGCUGCCACCACCCUCCUCCCACCUGCCAGGCCUCCUCCGGGUCUGGACACCACCUGGCCUGCAGGGAGAAGAGCCUUGGGACCAGCUGGUGGCUCAUGAGAGCUAAUGCAUGUAAAGAAAAGGGAUGACCGAGACACACACGCACACACCUAGACCACCUUUCCUUUCUGGCUGUGUAUCUGAGGGUUUGGGGGUCCUGAGUUGUCCCAAAACCCCAGGGGAAGUCAGUGUGAGGAGAGUCGAGGACCGAAAUUCUGCUGCUGCAAAUGAGAAACCAUCCCUGUCUCCCAAUUAGCUGGCCGUUAGGCGGGCAAGUGUAUUAGCACUGGGGGAAGACAGUCAGGGAAACAGGCUGGUGUAAGCGUCUGCAGUCCUAUCGGUCCAUUCACACUGGCUUUGCUGGGGGCGUUGGCGGGGCGGGGGUGAGGAUGGACCAGGAUACCAUCUGCUUCUUCAAAACCAACUUGGGAAUACGGCUGGGACUGUCGAGCAGUGUCCAGAGCAACCGAGCAGCUCUUCCUUUUAAAGCCACAAUUUCUGUGUUGAGAAACCAGCCAGAGGCGCACAUCAUUCAUUUGCGGGCUGGAAAGUGUCCACUGUGUUCUAGGGCUGCUGGGUGACGGCCUAGAAAUGUGGAACCCUGGAGAGGCAGGUUCUCCAGCUGCAGUGUCCUGUGCUUUCAAAAGACGCUGACAGCAAAAGGAGGCAGAAAACAAAACAAAACAUUCACUCUUUCUCCAAAGGAUGCAUUUGAGCCCCACAGAUGCUGUUAUCGGGGGAGGAGCUGCUCAGUUUAUAUGCGUGCACUGCCCACGUUCUCUGGGGUGACACUCCAGGACCAAUGGCCAAACAGCCUGGGGCCACCGAAGCCUUGGAGAGACGCCCUGCCUGCCCAGUGCUCUGUCCCCCAGUACCAGCUGCUGCCGCACAGGGAGGUCAGCAGGAGUUUGGAUCUCUUGUAUGUAUAUUUAAUCGUCCACUUGUAGAAAGAACCCCACCUCCCCAUCCCAAAGGACAGCUGUCGUGGAAAAUGAUUGCCAAAUGAGAUGCUGGUUAGAGCAUGCGUCAUUGUUUCUAAGGCAUACUUCAUAUAUUUUCUUAAGAUUAUAUCAAGUUAACUGUGCAAGGUCAAGUCACUUAGUAAGAAAACUCUUGGAGAAAUAAAAUCAGUUACAAAGCAAAGUGCCCAAGCCUUCUCCCGUGCACAGCUUAGAACCUCGGCUCUGAGUGCACCCCUCCAAUGCUCCCACGGUGAUGGGCCAAUGUCUAGAAGCAACGAAAAAGGGGAAGAAGUCGUCUAGAACCAGGAAGCCCCUCUUAGGUCCUUUAAAAUGUGGGGGUAUGAAUGUAAUCAUUGCAAAAACAAACAAACAACAACACUGUUUUUCCAUGCAACUGUAUUGUCUUUACCCCUCCUUGUAAAAUGUUAGCUUUCAGCUCCUCUGCCCUAUGGCUUAUCAAACAGUCAAACUUCUGUAAACAAA